UCGAGACAUCUCAAGUGGAUUGAUUGACCAAGCUCGAAUCCGAUUUAAAAUUAGCGAGUGUGGAGUGCAUUACGCUGCCUACCAAACUGAUUAACAGCGCGAUGGAACGUGGCAAAUGCUUUCUUUAAAGUGAAAGCAUUCUCCGUAGUCAACAUAACUGUGUUGAACGUUUCCAUCGAUCGGUAUACUUCUCUUGUUCAAGAUGGUGUUAACCAGAAGCCAGACAUCUCGCCGCACUAGAUAUUCAACACAGCCGCUCAAUGCAGCUCCAACUGGAGUUCAUGUGAACCAAACUAGAAUAAAAAGGGGACCUAAUGUACGAAAAUCCAAACCCGCAGCCCAACCAAGUAAUCCUACAUUAGCAAGUCAUCUUUGGGACUUCAUGGACGAACUUUCAAGUCAAGUGACACGGUUCAGGCUGGCUAGGCUAGUGAUAAAAUAUAUCGGGCGAUUAAAGAGGACUCACCCGAAAACAGCUCGCUUUAUAUCGCUUAUACUUUUUGUAAUCCUAUUGGUUUAUUUUGUUUUGAUAACUCCUGAGUUGUUUAAAGUCUACGACAAUGCAACUAAUGUUUGGCUGCGGCUUUUUCCACCUGAUUUACCAAGCGUUUAUUUCAACGGAGUCUCGUGGCCUCCAAGGCAUCGAUGGGUUUGGCGUGAGGAGGAACUUUCGAACGUAACGAGACGGAUAACGGCAAUGUCCAAAGAACAUGAUGGAAAGCAGGUUCACAUGUAUUUGAUCGGCGGUCCAGGUUCGGGGAAAUCGGAACUCGCUAGACAAGUGGGGCUUCGUUUAAAUGAAUCUCUGAAGCAAGACCGUAGACCGGUUGACAUAGUAACAAUCCAGGCUGCCACUGUCACUUCGCUCAUAUCAAGCUUUGCCGACUCAAUUUCUGCACUCAGCAAAAGUUCAGCGGAAAAGACGGACGGUAUAAAACAAUUAAAAGAAGAGCUGGAUCAUAAAAUUGGCGGUUUGUUCGCAAAAGAAGGAGAUGAUUUGAAAACUGAAAUGAAACUUAAAAUAUAUUAUGCAAAACUUUGCGAGCUUCUUAAACAACGAAACAGUCGCCCAGUAUUGAUUUUCGACAACGUGCGAGAGUUGAAGUGGUUGUUCAACUACCUUAACCUUGAGCCGGGAAGUCAGCAUUUUACGACUUUUGUAGUUAUCGUUACUCUAGAAAAGCGCGUGUCUUUGACAAGACUAAGUGAUUACGUAGAAGUGCAGGAUUUAUACGAGGGUAUGACCCUAAAUGAUUCUAUUAAACUUCUGCAACUAAUUACAGGAUUAGACAAAAACAAUGAGCACAAUGCUAAGAAACUCGCGAUUAUUCUCGGAAGGCAACCACUCGCUGUCGCAACCGCGGCGAUUUACAUAGAAAGCGUACGCCAAGGUCCCCCCAAGCGUUCUACAUACUCUUAUUCGAACUACAUAUCUGAGUUCAAGCGAGACAUUGAAUUCCUUGGAAUGGAAGAGCAACUGGAAUGGCAAGAAAGCGACGCUUCGAAGUACGAUGUUGCCAUGUACACCGCUGCUCUAAAAGCGGUUAAGCAUUCGGCUCAGAUUGAUCCAGUGAUUCGGGAAAUCACCUGUAUUGGAUUUACAGAUACGUCGCCGCUUAGUCUAUCCUACGUCCUCGACUUCUUGAAAACGAACUCGAGCCAUCAAUUCACAGAAGCGCAAGUCCGAAACUCCUUAAGGAACGUGCUUUUUAAAGUGGCGGGUCAGGAGAACCACCAAACUCUGCACACCCAUCAGGUAAUCCGAGAAGUUUUCCGUCGCGUUUGCAAGGUAAGUCGUUAUAACCCGAGCUGCCUUAAUUCAGCAUUUUGCAAUCUGACGAUCAGUACUAAUGCAGAUUUCAGUAACAGCCAGCUGCUGAUCUCAGAUGUCUUUCAACGACUCGUUUCAUCCUUUGAGCGGCAGCUGAAUUUCACAACCUCAUCUUUGCUAAACGUGGAAAACGCCACGGUAACAGAAUCUAACAUUGUUUUUGGCUCUGAAUAUUUAGAUAUCCUGACCUCGCUAUGCAUAUUUUCCUCGAGGGAAGGCUUGAAGAUGGAAGAUGUGAUGAGAGUCAGUUUUUCAGACACCUUCUUGCGGUUCUUUGCGCACAACUCUGGGUAUUGGCCAGGUUUGAUCAAGGCCACAACAAACGAAUUCAGACUAAAUGAAAUAGUGACUCUGGCAAACUUGCAGGCAAACAACGACUCUCGGUUUGACUUACAGACAAUUCUCCUUGUUCUAAGCCUGCAUAGCGGAGCCUCAAAGUUGCAAAAAGAGCAUUUCAUGACUGCAAUAAACAAGACUUCGACAGGGAUUGCGCAACUUAUUAAAAAAGUAAAUGACGAUGCAGUUGUCUUAAACAGAACAAAGCCACUUCUUUUGAACAUCUUAGGAGCGAUGUACCGUGGCUUAGGGUAUCCUUACCGAUCAAAGGAUCUUCAUGAGCUUGCAUUUGAUUUUUAUCGCACAAACUUCACUGACAACAGCACAGGAGAACACACUACAAGCAGUGAUAACGACCAAGAGGUUUUCUUAGGCAAGGCAAGCACUCUACAUAAACUCGGAAUCAUUUAUCGUUACUUAGGUAACCUUGCCAUUGCUCAGUCUGCGCAUGAGUGGUCACUUAGUCUACUAAAGCAGUUAUCCGGGGACCACCGAGUGUAUAUUUCAGGUUCACUUCUUAACCUAGCUGUUGUUUAUAGCCGCCUUGGGAAGUACUAUGAUGCACUGCGGUUGUAUAAUCGCUCAUUGAUCAUGCUGCAAGAGAUAUAUGGCCCAAGUCAUGCUAGCGUGGGGAGGCUUUAUACCACCAUUGGAACUGUCUAUUAUCGGCUUGGAGACUUCAAUAACGCCACACAACAUACAGAACGUGGAUUGCAAAUACUCGAGGACUUUCACGGAGAGUUACACCCUCAUGUGGCCGAGGCACUGAAUUUUCUCGGAUUCAUGUACAGAGAUCAAGGACAUUUAAGCAAGGCUAAGAUUGUUCUGGAACGCUCCACGUCUAUUAAGGAGAAGGUCUUUGAUCCGGAGCACUUCAUACUUGGAGAGGCUUUAAACGAUCUAGGGGUGGUGUACACUCGUCUGGGUGAAGGACAAAAAGCCAAGAUGGUCUUACAAAGAGCACUGCAUAUCUUUAAUCUUACUUGGGGAGAGGGGCAUACCUCAGUUGCGACGGCCCUAAACAGUUUAGGAGCCGCCCACAGCGCCUCGAGGGAGCUAGAAGAAGCGAUUUUUUUGCACAAGACAGCCUUAAACAUUCUCCUUCGAAUGGACAUGAGUGCCAACUUGGAACACUUAAUUGCAGAGACAAGACAGCUCCUUGGCAACGCUUACAUGGCGACGGGAGGCCUCGAAGAUGCCAAAGACAUGUAUCAGCUUUCGUACUUGGGAUUUAAGAAGAUUUACGAUUCCCAUCAUUGGAGAGUUCAAGGUGUUUUGAAGAGCUUAAGCUCUUUAGGGUACGUCUUAAACAAAUCCUGCGAGACAAAUGCUCUCUAUUUUAUAAUUAAUUUAAACGCUUUUUUUGCCAUCAUCCUAGGUGAAAGGCUCAUCACAUUUGAACAGCUUAUUUUAACGUAGUUUUUUCUUUGGGCUGGUAAAAUUUUCGAGUUCUAAUAUUAGAAGUAUAAGAACGUGUGUUAACCUCCCCUUCCACCCUCACGUGAAAGCCACGCCUCCGAAUGAGAUCUUAAACAGUCAUAGCCAAAUUAAAGGAAAUAGGAAAAAAUAGCUUCGUCUUAGUUUGUAAGCUGAUUGAGCCCAGGAGCAAAACUUAAUAAUGUGGUGUGGACUCCCGGAUAAGAAUGGUUCUGUUAAAGACUUUUGGAGGUGACAGUAACGUGACAACAUGACUGGAUGUCGCUGUCACUCAAACAGUCCUUAGUCACGACUACCCCUACCCGGGUGGUCACCCGACUCAUUUGCUGUGUAUCUACACGGAGAUCAGUGGAACUCUUCAUAUCCUUCGCUGCCGUCGUUUGGCGUAAUACGGUAUUGCCACAGGAAGUCCAAGCUCGCACAAUGAGCCUAUGCAAACAUGUAAAUAUGUCUAUGGUUUUUUAAUGGGCAUGGACACACGCAUUCUUCACGCAAAAUUCAGAACUAGUUUCAAAUAAAUCCAAAUUUACGUCCCUUUUUUGCUUGUUCUCAGGAGAUUGUUUUAGACUGACGUUCGGCAGUUUAGUUCGUUCUUGAUUCCCCUCUUUGCCCUCUGGACAGGAUUAUGCACCUGCAUUCGUUUAGGUUAGUCAGGAAAUCGAUACAGGAACCAGUGGGAAGACCGAAAGGCACAGAAAUACUAAAAAAUAUAAAUAAAAAAGGGAAUUCAUAAUUUUCUUCUCUUGACGUAAUUGGUACCAUUAAUAACACCGGUGAGGGCGGAUUCCUUCAGGGGAGGGGGAAGGGGCAGUCGGCGCAUGAAUCGACCUAAUAAGUUUUGAGAAAAGAGUACAGAGUGGACUUGAUGAAAUAAUGAAUGGAUUUCGGGAUGUAAUGUCAAUCGAGAAGCACUUGAAGAGGUGUGAUCGUCCUAAUCUUGAGCCUUUUCUUAGGCAGCUGGAAAGGAAGGACGGGACCUGGACUGGACUCUAAACUUGACCUUUGGAUGUUGUUUUCAGUUGCUAAUAUUGAUUACGUCACCAAUAAUUAAAUUAAUCAGUAGAUAAGAUAUGCUGACUGAUUGGACAAGCCUGACAAUACUGAUGUAAGUUUUGUAAGCUUAACUUAGAUGAAUGACCCCUUCUUGUAGCAUGUACAAAAUAUAUGGGAAAAGGACUCCAAAAAUGAAGUAGUGAGACUCUCUUAUCCAGUUGAAGGUCAUAUGAAUACUUGCACAAAACUCAACACCUUCCUCUCCCCUCCCCUCCCCUCUUAACACAGCAGACACAGAACCUGAUGCCGUAUUGCAAUUCCAUGUAUCUUUCCAAACAACAUGGAAAGAGUAAAUUCUACUGUUGUGAUCACAAGAGCAGUUAGGAGGGUUCCAUGAUUGCUGUGAUGUCAUCUCUCUGGUGGGUUAGAAGAGGCAAAAUCACAUAGUUCAAAACCCAGUUGUUCAAGGAGUGGAUGAAGCUAUCCAACAGAUAAAUCUCUAUCCAGUGGCUAAGUGUUAACAAAACAUACCGCACUGUCUAAAGGAUAGAGAUGUAUCCAGUGGAUAGCAUUGUUGGAACACAAGGUCUUAGUUUGCUCAUGAAGACUUGAGGUUAGGAUAAGCUGCAUACAUAAUAAAAGAAACACUAUUAAAAAGCAGCCCAGAUUUCUUCAGUUCACAUUUUUAAUUCUUCUCUUCUUCUUCUUCUUGUCACCAUACCAAUGAAAACUCCCUUGUCACAAAAUAUUGUCAAUAACUAUCCCCUUUGCUUUCGAUAAGUUAUUUACAGUUUAAUAAUACAGAGCACAAGACGCAAAUUGUUAAAGGUAAUUUACUUCCCACGACUGAAAAGUAGCUUUCAGCUUGAAAAAAACCUAACUAGGAAUGUUUUUCAAGAAAGUUAUCUAAAUAAUAAUUUAAUUAAAUUGCAGCACUGAAAUUGAUAGCAAACUUUUCCUUUCCAAAAAAUAAUGUGAUUGGAUUCUCAAAACAUACAAAGGUAUUUUGAAACCCUGCCUGUGCACCAGUUAAACACUAUUCCUCAAAAAAAUUUACAAACUUGCAAGUAUACAAAUGAUAUCUCAAAGCAGUUGAGAUUGAUCCCUAUGUGGAGAUCUAGUUCCUCUUCAGUGAAAUUAAGUUUGAAAUUCUACUUGACAUCAAAAAAGGACUGAAAUGUGGUUUGGUACUGACAGGGAGAAUUUGCUUAACAAUCAAAGCUUCUUAGGCUGGCAAUCAUUUCCUUCAUUCUCUUAAACUUAGAGAAAUUAGACCCUGGUCACUUUAAAGGUUAUGCAAAGAAUUUCUGUCAAAAAAACCUAAUGA
This is a messenger RNA of Pocillopora damicornis (cauliflower coral), 5924 nucleotides long. RefSeq lists its product as uncharacterized. Gene Ontology annotation, molecular function: protein binding. Lineage: Eukaryota; Metazoa; Cnidaria; Anthozoa; Scleractinia; Pocilloporidae. The record is from RefSeq and is a predicted model, not a curated record.